GGGAGGUGGGGGUGAGGGAGAGGAGGCGGGAGGAGGAGGGAGAGGAGGGAGAGGGGGCAGACUCUCCCCCACACAGCAGGUCCCGGAUGACAGGUAUCAACAUGGGAAAGUGACUAUCUCCUCGUCUAUUUUCUCGCAUUUUUAAGGUGAAUUCGACUACCCACGCCCUUGAGGACUGUGCAGAGGAGGACCUGAAGACCAGCUGGAGGUGUGGGGCGCCUGAGGACAGAAGAAUUAUGCCCCAAAGUGCUUAUUUCAGGUGACACGCACAGCACAUCCACUCUCUCUCCCGGGACAGAAUGUUUAAGAAGAAGAACAAGAAGGUGCAGAUCUCCGCCCCCAGCAACUUUGAACACCGGGUCCACACUGGGUUUGACCACCACGAACAGAAGUAUGUCGGGCUGCCCCCACAAUGGCAGGGCAUCGUGUCCAAUGCGCUGGACAAGGGGCGCCCCAUGCCCCUGGUGGACCCAUCGGAGAUCACCCCUGUGGAUAUGCUGGACGUCAAGGUUCCCAAUGACACAUCGAGGUCGCAGGACGCCGCCACUCGCCUCAGCAGAGGCUUCGCCACCCUGAACCUGGCCAACCCCAGCAGGCACCCACAGACCAACACUCGUGACCGCUCCCAGGGAUCCCACAACACACUGGUGAACAACAACAACAACAACAACAACAAUAGCAGCAGCAGCAGUGGCAAUGGGCCGUCCCAACUGCCCAAGACAUCCAGUGUAGCACGGUCCAACUCCCUGCGCUCCUCCAGCCCCCCUCGUCCCCGUCGCAGUGAUCCCUGGCCCCCCCACCACCUGCCCCCCACGCUGCAUGAAGGGGAGGUGUUGGACGUCUCUCCCCCACACGGCUGGCCCCACCACCCCACCUCCCAUCCCUCCCACCCCUCCCACCCACAGUUCCAGCAUUACCCUGGCCACCACCAGCCAGGGCCACACCCCCCACACCACCCCACACAACCCCCAAAAGGCUCCCCAGGGUAUCCCCCACACAUGCGUCCCCACCACGGCCCACCACAUGGCUAUCCCACACCCCCCCAACAUCCCAUGAAUGGAGAGGAGCGCUGGGAUGGCCGGCCCCCCAACCACCUGGACCUGCGGAGGGAGGGAUGGGGCACGGGGGGGCUGCGGACUCCGUCUGGCCCUUCCUCUGCAGGGUCAGCGGGCAGUAGUGGUCAGCACGGCCCCAACACCCCCACCCCCCACCACAACGGCCAUCCUCCCCACCACCAGCAGGGAGGCCGCCCCCUGCCCAGCUCCCCACAGACCCCUCCAAUGGCCCCCCACCCCACCACAAUGGCCCUCACUACACUCCCUCCCACCCCCAGAUGCCCCCCACCCAGCACCCCCACCAAAGAAAACCUCAACCCCUACCCCCUGGCCAUCACCCCCCACCCCCACCACACCUCACAGACCCAGCUGCACCCCCUCCCUCUUCCCCCCACCAGCAGCACCCUCCACAGGACCACCACCCCCACCCUGCCUCUUCCCAGCAGCUGCCCCCUCCCCCUCCUCCCCAUGGGGUGCAGAGAAUGGCCUCACCCCCAUCACCUGCCCCCCCACACCCAGUUGUACUCUAAGCCCCCAGCCCCUACCCCAGACCAAGCCUCCCCCUCCAGCCGCCUACCCCCUCCCCCAUCCACCACCUCAACCACCCCCACUGGGCCCACCUCUCCCUCCAUGCACCACCACCACCCGCACCACCCCCCGCACCAGCAGCAGCAGCAGUACCAGCAGCAGCAGUAUUACCAACAGCAGCAGCAGCACUACCAGCAGGAUUACAAUGGUAACCGCUACAACCCGGCGACCUUGAGGGAACGGAAGGCUAGUGGAGGGGAGGGUGGAAAGGACACAAGAGGGAGGUUUGAACACACUUAUCCCUCAGUUUUGGAUGAUUUCUUUGGCUGUUCUCUUUGGGGAUUGGUGCUUCAAAUGAGUGAUGUGGGGUUAUCUCUGCCCCACCCUGCACCCCUCACCACCUCUCCCCCUCCCCCACAGUUCCGAGCCACGCUGCAGAUGGUGGUGAACCCCGGUGACCCGCGCUACAACCUGGACAAUUUUAUCAAGAUCGGCGAGGGUUCCACCGGCAUUGUGUGCAUUGCCAGCGACAGGGACACUGGCAGACAGGUGGCAGUGAAGAAGAUGGACCUGAGGAAGCAGCAGAGGCGGGAGCUUCUGUUCAACGAGGUGGUGAUCAUGAGAGACUACCACCACCCCAACAUUGUGGAGAUGUACAACUCCUUCCUGGUGGAGGACGAGCUGUGGGUGGUGAUGGAGUUCCGAGGGGGCGCUCUUACCGAUAUCGUCACCCACGCCAGGAUGGAUGAGGAGCAGAUCGCAACGGUGUGCCGGCAGUGUCUGAAGGCCCUGGCGUAUCUACACUCCCAGGGGGUCAUCCACAGGGACAUCAAGAGUGACUCCAUCCUGCUGGCCAGCGACGGCAGGGUGAAGCUGUCAGACUUUGGGUUUUGUGCGCAAGUGUCACAGGAGCUGCCAAAGAGGAAGUCGUUGGUGGGCACCCCAUACUGGAUGGCACCGGAGGUUAUCUCGCGCCUGCCCUACGGCCCCGAGGUGGACAUCUGGUCGCUGGGCAUCAUGGUCAUCGAGAUGGUAGAUGGGGAGCCGCCCUUCUUCAACGAGCCGCCCCUGCAGGCCAUGCGCAGGAUACGGGACAUGCCGCCGCCUAAACUGAAGAACUCGCAGAAGAUCUCGCCACGCCUGCAAGGGUUCCUGGAGAAGAUGCUGGUGAGGGACCCGGGCCAGCGAGCCACUGCCUUUGAGCUCCUGCAGCACCCCUUCCUGCGCCAGGCCGGGCCCCCCUCCCUGCUGGUGCCCCUCAUGCGCUCCUUCCGACACUCCCCUUGCUAGUGGGGGCACCCAGCACUGUCCCCUGGCCCCUGCACUGCCCCCCGGCCCUGGCACUGCCCCCCCCAGCCCUGUAUCGAAGUACCAUCACCCUUGAGUAAUCUUUGUAACCUCCUUGGUGUCUUACGCUGUGCCUUGAGUUGGAGAUAUGGUGUUGUGUGGUGUUUUUCUUGCCGUUUGAGCAUUUUUCUACACACACGCAUCUUCUGUACACCAAUACAUGCCGUCCUUUA
Messenger RNA from Scylla paramamosain (green mud crab), 3103 nucleotides. It is a transcript of the gene mbt, whose product is annotated as serine/threonine-protein kinase PAK mbt-like. Lineage: Eukaryota; Metazoa; Arthropoda; Malacostraca; Decapoda; Portunidae. Gene Ontology annotation, cellular component: cytoplasm. The record is from RefSeq and is a predicted model, not a curated record. Gene Ontology annotation, biological process: protein phosphorylation; regulation of MAPK cascade; intracellular signal transduction. Gene Ontology annotation, molecular function: protein serine/threonine kinase activity; ATP binding.